UAAUUUUACUUAUACAUGUUCUUGUCUCACCUAGAUAUUAUAGGAGAGAUAGAUUACGUUGUCUUUGACACUGACGGCGAGACAUAUGCAGCCAUCUACGACUGUCAGCAGGUAACCACCCUCGGACACCGCCAGUCUGCUGCCAUUCUCUCACGGACACCUUCACUUCCUGCAGCAACUAUCGUAGAGAUCAAACAGAAGUUACAGAACUUCAAUGUCAACACUAACAAUUUUGACAAAAUCAAUCAACGUGAUUGUAUUCGUCGCGGAGACUCUGGCCUCAACAUUGACAUUGACGAAGAUACAUUCAAGAAUCUCAUAAACGGUGCUUCAGAAAGCUUUCAAACUAUUGCUACCCAGGUGAGAAACGUUGCUAGAACUGUGGCCAACGUGACCAAACAACUGGGGUCACUAUAAGACGUGUCACAUGCUACCAGGGCCACUAUAAUGCUCGAUAAUGAUGCUGAAAUACUUAUCCAGAUAACUUCAUUGUAGCUCAUUCCUCUGUUGUGCUGUAAUUUGUUGCAUAUUAUUACUUAGAUUAAUAUAAGACAAGACAAAAUUUCGAGUAAUUAAACAAUGUUGAUGUAAACAGAGAAGGAAGAAGUAUUUAAUUAAAAAAGUUUAAUGGAAAGAAAGUUGAUGAAAACUGACAUAAAUAAACCAAAAAUAUUUGAGAAAAUUAACAAAAAAAUAUAAUGAAUAAGGAGAUUUAGAGUUCAUAGACAAUAAGAAAAUCAAGUAGAGUAAAAUAAGGCUGUCACACACACUGGUAUUAAUAAUUUCCGAUUAUAUAAUUUGUUUUUUAUCAAUUA
Messenger RNA from Cherax quadricarinatus, 815 nucleotides. RefSeq names its product apolipoprotein D. The record is from RefSeq and is a predicted model, not a curated record. Gene Ontology annotation, biological process: lipid metabolic process; response to reactive oxygen species. NCBI's taxonomy places the organism in Eukaryota, Metazoa, Arthropoda, Malacostraca, Decapoda, Parastacidae. Gene Ontology annotation, cellular component: cytoplasm.